AUGCUUCCCCUACCUGAGUCACCACCUGCAGCACCACAGUCGCCACCACAUAGUGCCCCACCUCCAUUCCCAGUGCUGUCACCUCACAAGAGGGGCCUGCCUCUCACCACCCCACCCAUCCAGUCCCUCACCUCACCUUCCAGGACACACUGGGCAAAAAACCUCCCAAGCACCCAAGUGGUGACCUCAUCUCCACCCACUCCUCCAAAAACCCCACUGCCCGCCCUACUUCCCUCUGAUCCAUUCAUGGAUGCCAGCCCUCCUCCUGCCUCCCGAGCCUCCACCCUGCAUACCUUCAUCCUUGCCAACUGA
Schistocerca americana (American grasshopper) is the source of this 312-nucleotide messenger RNA. RefSeq names its product proline-rich receptor-like protein kinase PERK8. The transcript has a single exon. The record is from RefSeq and is a predicted model, not a curated record. The coding region runs from base 1 to 312 and encodes 103 amino acids. Lineage: Eukaryota; Metazoa; Arthropoda; Insecta; Orthoptera; Acrididae.